AAGUUAUAAAAUGGAAUCAAACUCCGAAACAAAACAAAAGAAGCGGAAAAACAUGGAAGAUUGAAAACCGUGACGAUCACUAUUGAUCAAUCCAUCUGUAAGUAGAUCACCGUUGCCUGCCCCAAUCUUAUUUUGAAUUUAAAAAUUCAAAUCCCCCUCUCUCCUCCUCAAAAUAAUCCAAAAAAAAAAAAACAACGGGUGAAACUUAAGGUUUACGCUCCUCGCAUUUUCAAAUCUCCUUCCCCCUUUACUCUCUCUCAAAACCCUAACACUCAGAACACCCGCUUUCUCACGCUCUUUUGAAUAUCCCUCCGUACAAUCACGCGAUGACAGCUGUCAUCCCGCCACCGUUCUCCGGCCGCGAACUCUCGAAUCCACCAACAGACGGUAUCUCGAACCUUCGAUUCUCCAAUCACAGCGAUCUCCUACUCGUCUCCUCGUGGGACAAGACUGUGAGAUUAUACGACGCCAGUGCUAAUGCUUUGAGAGGAGAGUUUUUGCACGGUGGUGCCGUGCUUGAUUGCUGCUUCCACGACGAUUCCUCUGGGUUCAGUGCCAGCGGGGACAAUACCGUGCGACGGUUGGUUUUUAACCAUGGAAAGGAGGAUAUUCUGGGAAGGCACGAUGCACCUGUUCGCUGCAUCGAGUACUCUUAUGCAGCAGGGCAAGUAAUCACUGGUAGCUGGGACAAAACACUGAAGUGCUGGGAUCCCAGAGGAGCUAGUGGGCAAGAGCGCACUCUUGUUGGCACAUAUCCACAACCUGAGCGUGUUUACUCCCUGUCUCUUGUUGGAAAUCGUUUAGUUGUAGCUACUGCAGGAAGACAUGUUAAUGUCUAUGAUCUGCGAAAUAUGUCUCUACCUGAGCAAAGGAGAGAAUCCUCUCUGAAAUAUCAAACUCGAUGUGUGCGGUGCUAUCCCAAUGGCACAGGAUAUGCUCUCAGUUCUGUUGAAGGACGAGUUGCAAUGGAAUUUUUUGAUCCUUCAGAGGCCAGUCAAGCAAAAAAAUAUGCUUUCAAGUGUCAUCGAAAAUCUGAGGCUGGAAGGGACAUUGUCUAUCCUGUAAAUGCCAUUGCUUUUCAUCCUGUCUAUGGUACAUUUGCAACUGGAGGUUGUGAUGGUUUUGUGAACGUAUGGGAUGGGAACAACAAAAAGAGACUAUAUCAGUACUCAAAGUAUCCAUCGAGUGUCGCCGCACUUUCAUUUAGCAGAGAUGGUCGUCUGUUGGCUGUGGCAUCAAGUUACACUUAUGAAGAGGGAGAUAAACCCCAUGAGCCAGAUGCUAUCUUUGUACGAAGUGUAAAUGAAAUAGAAGUGAAGCCAAAGCCGAAAGCUUACCCCAACCCCCCAGCAUAAGUGAGCCUUUUGAAAACCACUGGUCACUAGAAUCUUGGAUGUGCACUAUCUCAUGGUUUUCUAGGCGUUUUUGUUUCCUAUGAAGCUUUCAAAUCUUGAUGUGUGCUAAUGCUUGAAUCAAGGUGGAACGCCUUUUAGUGACCCUGUAGUUUCAUUUCUUUUUAAGUGAUCGUGUAGGUCUGUGCUUAGAACUUUGGAUUCUGUAAUUAUUCAUCUAUCUAGUCUCCUAGAUAUAACAAUUGAAUGCGACCAUGCAACGCAUUCUUAUCAUUAUGCAAGAGUAGCAGCCAAGGAACAAGUUUUGUAUGAUUAUGUUGGAUGUAAUGUCUAGACAGCUCAGUUUCAAUGAAAUGAUAAUCCGAAGGUAUUACCGGUA
Molecule: messenger RNA, 1731 nt
Organism: Populus trichocarpa (black cottonwood)
Lineage: Eukaryota; Viridiplantae; Streptophyta; Magnoliopsida; Malpighiales; Salicaceae
Product: mitotic checkpoint protein BUB3.2
Exons: 9
Coding region: 327-1355 (342 amino acids)
Biological process (GO): mitotic spindle assembly checkpoint signaling
Cellular component (GO): mitotic checkpoint complex; phragmoplast; kinetochore
Molecular function (GO): ubiquitin binding
Source: RefSeq, a predicted model, not a curated record